Morus notabilis is the source of this 738-nucleotide messenger RNA. Its product is annotated as 10 kDa chaperonin 1, chloroplastic. Bases 139 to 549 code for a protein of 136 amino acids. Gene Ontology annotation, molecular function: ATP binding; protein-folding chaperone binding; metal ion binding. NCBI's taxonomy places the organism in Eukaryota, Viridiplantae, Streptophyta, Magnoliopsida, Rosales, Moraceae. Gene Ontology annotation, cellular component: mitochondrial matrix. The transcript has 7 exons. The record is from RefSeq and is a predicted model, not a curated record.
UUUCCCGUCACCUCUUUGGGACUUCAAAAUUGCUGCUAUUCCUUUUUAUUUGCUUGCUUCUUUUUUUUUUAUCAGCUUCAGUUUUCUUCUUCUCAAUCAAUCUCGUCUCGUUCUCUGCUUUCGUAUUAUUGUUCAUCCAUGGCUUCCACUUUCGUCACUACUCUGCCAAAACCCUUUCUCACCAAACCCAACUCUCAUUCUUUCUCUAAUCGCAGACUUAUCCCAGGCAUGCAACAAAACUCUCUGAGAGUUUGUGCUAUUUCGAAGAAAUGGGAACCCACCAAGGUUGUUCCGCAAGCUGAUAGAGUCCUUGUUCGUCUUGAGCAGCUCCCUGAGAAAUCGGCAGGUGGAGUUUUAUUGCCAAAAUCAGCUGUCAAAUUCGAGCGGUAUCUUACGGGGGAAAUUCUCUCUGUUGGUGCCGAUGUUGGGGGAGUGAAGGCUGGGACAAAGGUUCUUUUCUCAGACAUAAAUGCUUAUGAGGUGGAUUUGGGAACGGACACAAAGCACUGCUUUUGUAAAGAAAGUGAUUUGCUGGCUGUAGUUGAAUAGAGGUCAAUAUCAGAUUGUCAUGUUAUUAUUAUUUUUCUUUCUUUUUCACUAGCCAGGUUUGGAGACAGAAAGAGUUGGUCAAAUGAAUCCAAUGCGCAAGUUGCCUAGAUGAUGUUGUAGUAUUUACAAUAAUUAUACAGUAAUCAUAUUUGCUGUCCUAGGAGGCUGGACUGACUAAUUUUGGAGAAA